This is a messenger RNA of Drosophila busckii, 3104 nucleotides long. It is a transcript of the gene Eip78C, whose product is annotated as ecdysone-induced protein 78C. Gene Ontology annotation, molecular function: zinc ion binding; nuclear receptor activity; sequence-specific DNA binding. Lineage: Eukaryota; Metazoa; Arthropoda; Insecta; Diptera; Drosophilidae. Gene Ontology annotation, biological process: regulation of DNA-templated transcription. The record is from RefSeq and is a predicted model, not a curated record.
AUGGAUGUAUACCAAAUAGAGCUGGAGGCACAGUCGCAAAUUCGUUCCCAACUGCUGAUCGAUACGGCGGUUAAGAACCUGGGGCAAACGACACGCCCACAGCAGCAGGCGGAGCAGCAGCAGCAGCUAGACGACUGCAAUAUUGCUGAUUUGGAAGCGGACGUAGCGCAGCAGCAGCUAGAAGACUCAGAGUCGGAGGAGGACGACAACGAAGACGAAGAUAUUGAUGCGGAGGAGGACGAGGCAUUGCCGGAAGUUAGCUUUGAUGCAAAUUCGGAUUUCAAUUUGCAUUUCUUUGAUACACCCGAAGAUUCGUCUACACAGGGCGCCUACAGCGAAGCGGGCAGCUUGGACUCGGAGCCCGAGGAGCAGCAAUUUGAUUUGGAGCAACAGCAACUUAAUAGCACAGCAGCAGCAGCAGCAGCAACUGUUGGUAUUGCACAGGAGCUGCAACAUUGCCUAAGUGCCAUUGAGGCGGAUCCGCUGCAGUUGCUACAGUGCGAUAGUUACUAGGUGCCAACAACACAGCAACAACAGCAAUAGUUGCCUCGGCAACAGCAGCAGCAGCAGCGGGGGCAACUGGCAGUGUUGCAGUUGCAACUGCCGCCACAGCAGCAUUUGAGCUGCACGCCACUAAGCAAUGGUGGAGGUGCUCUGUACGCCAUCAGCAGUGUGCAUCAGUUUGGUCCCGCCAGCAAUAGCUCCAGUUGCGCAGGCGCUCAUUCCUCGCCAGACAGUGGACGCAGCAGCGGCUGCUCCUCCACCAGCAGCUCCAACUCAAACGCCGUCUCCUCAUCCUGCUCAUCAUCAUCGUCCUGUGCAUCUACAGCAGCAGCAACAACAACAUCCGCGUCAGCAGUCAGCUCCUCCUCCAGUCACGCGGCAACAUCUACAACUGUUGCGCAUUUAAAACAACAACAACAGCAGCAGCAACUACAACAACAGCAGCAGCAGCAGCAGCAACAACACCAACAGCAACAACAGCAGCAGCAGCAGCAGCAGCAAUUUGGCAUUGUUGACUCCAGCAACGGCAGCAGCAGCAAUAGCAACGGCAACAGCAACGGUGUCUCCUCCAAAUCGUUUGUGCCCUGCAAAGUCUGUGGCGACAAGGCAUCUGGUUAUCAUUAUGGUGUAACCUCUUGCGAGGGUUGCAAGGGAUUCUUUCGUCGCAGCAUACAAAAGCAAAUUGAAUAUCGCUGCCUGCGUGACGGCAAGUGUCUGGUCAUCCGGCUGAAUCGGAAUCGUUGCCAAUAUUGUCGCUUCAAGAAAUGCCUAUCGGCUGGCAUGAGCCGUGACUCUGUACGUUAUGGUCGUGUACCCAAGCGUUCACGUGAGCUGAACGGCGGAGCAGCAGCAGCAGCCGCUGUCACGGUAGCAGCCAGCACAUCCUACAGCAGUACGGAUGAGUCUAGUGCCAAUCAAAUACAACAACAACAACAACAACAGCAACAACAACAGACGCAUGCAAGCAGCGUACGUGUGAAUACGCCAAGUACACCACAAACGCCACAAAUGUGUUCGAUAGCAUCGUCGCCAACGGAGCUGGGCGGUUGCAAUAGUGCCAACAAUAAUAAUAAUAGCAGUGGAAAUAACAAUAGCAAUGCCACAGCAGUAGUGGGAGGCAAUCAUCAUCAGCAAUUGGUGGGCAUGGGCAGCGAUAUGACCAUGUCACAGGUGGCCAUGUGCCAUCAGCAAACGGAUCAUCAUGAUGGCAUUGCUGCCACAGCCAAUGAACUGACUGUCUACGAUGUGAUUGUGUGCGUCUCGCAGGCGCAUCGCCUCAACUGCUCCUACACGGAGGAGCUCACACGUGAGCUAAUGCGCAGACCAGUAACCGUGCCACACAAUGGGAUUGUAACCACUGUGGCAGAGAGCUUGGAGUUCCAGAAGAUCUGGCUGUGGCAACAGUUUUCGGCACGCGUUACGCCCGGCGUGCAGCGCAUUGUGGAGUUCGCCAAGCGCGUGCCCGGAUUUUGUGAUUUCACGCAGGACGAUCAACUGAUACUCAUCAAGCUGGGCUUCUUCGAGGUAUGGCUGACGCAUGUGGCGCGUCUGAUAAACGACACAACGCUCACGCUGGACGAUGGCGCCUAUCUGACACGCCAGCAGCUCGAGAUACUCUACGAUGCGGACUUUGUUAAUGCGCUGCUAAACUUUGCCAACACACUCAAUGCCUAUGGGCUGAGCGACACUGAGAUUGGUCUGUUCUCCGCCAUGGUCUUGCUGGCCACAGAUCGCGCUGGUCUGAGCGAGCCCAAGGUUAUAGCUCGUGCUCGGGAGCUGGUGGCGGAGGCUUUGCGGGUGCAGAUACUGAGAUCACGAGCUGGCUCAACGCAGGCGCUGCAGCUGAUGCCUGCGCUGGAGGCUAAGAUACCAGAGCUACGUUCGCUGGGCGCCAAGCACUUCUCACAUCUGGACUGGCUGCGAAUGAACUGGACCAAGCUGCGUCUGCCGCCGCUCUUUGCCGAAAUCUUCGACAUACCCAAGGCAGAUGAUGAGCUGUAGACAAAUCAGACAGAAACGGUGACGGAGACAGAGACAGAGAGAGAAAGAGAGUGACAGCGAGAACAACAACAACAACAAAACAAUAUUUCAGCAACUUGUAUGUUUAAGUAAUUAGCAUUAAACACGCAUGCAUACUUUGAACUAUAACUAAUCGACAUGGUUAGGCAAGGCAGCAAUUUAUCAUUUUACAAGCGAUACAGAUACUUAGUUAACUAAAGCUACAAUUACAACUACAACUAAAGCUAAAGCUAAAGUAAUGCAUUAAAUAUUUAGCAAUGUUCACUGAUGUUCGUCUCCACGCAUUCAAAGACUUUGCAAAAAAAAAUCAUUUUAUUAUUAUAAUUAUUAUUUUUUUGUUUUGUGUAAAUCGAAAGAACAUAUCCCCCGCGCAAACAUAAAAUUUAUUUAUUUCAUUGUCAAACUCAUCAACUCGCCCACAACCCCACUGUACUUUCUUAUCCUACAAUUCCUCAACAAGUCCUCACAACAUUUCAAAAACCAAACACAUGAGAGAAAAUAAAAAAAAAAAGAAUCAUUAAAAAAUCUCGACUGAAGUGCGAGCGUUCAAGUUCGAAAAAUACUGGUUAUUAUUAUUUUUU